GUCCCACAAUGCCCUGCUCUGCCGGAGAACUUCCUGUGUCUCCAACAGCUGGAGGAGAGGGAAUGUGGAGCCUGUGCCGGGAGAACCUACCAUGAUCAUCCGGGGCCAAACAUCUAUCAUGGAUAAGAACAAAAUGAAUGAGAGCAUCCUGAGCCUCACCCUGGAGAUCAUCUACCUGCUGACCGGAGAGGAUUACACUGUGGUAAAGAAUACCUCGAAAAAUUAUGUGACCCCCGGAACAUGUGCCAAUGCAUCAGGGGGAUUGAGCUGGAACCAGGAGCUGCCAUCACAAUCAUAUGAAAGAAACAAUGUCCAAAAGCUCCUGGAUCUCGCCUGUAAGAUAGUGGAGCUUCUGACAGCAGAGGUUCCUAUAAGGUGUCAGGAUGUGGCGGUCUAUUUCUCCAUGGAGGAGUGGGAGUAUGUAGAAGGACACAAGGAUCUGUACCAGGACAUUAUGGAAGACCCCCGGCCCCUCACACCUUCAGCUGGAUUUGGAAAUGAAGAACAUAAAGAACAGAACACAUCCGCACCAUCACCGAACUACCGAAAACAUAAGGAUGGGGACAAUAAUGGGCACCUUGUCCAUCAUACCAUGUGUGAAUCUUCUAAUUUCUUGGAAGAAUCAUGUAAUAAAGGAAACUUCACAAAUCCCAUCAAUCAAACACAACCAUAUCCAUUAACUUAUAUAAAGGAGGAACCAGUCUCCAAUGAUGGAAAACCCAUCACGGAACCCAACGUUUAUCCACCCACAGAUCAUACCCAACAAGAUACAACUACAAUUAUCAAGGAGGAAUCGGCCUCAAGUGACGGAGGAAACCUCACACAGUAUUGGAUGCAUCCUAUUAAGAAAGAACUAGAUCUGAGUGAUGGUGGAACAGCCAUGGACCCCAACAUUUACACACCCACGCAUUAUACACAACAUCCAACUAUUAAAAGGGAACCAUUGUCAUGUGAUGAAGAUAUCGCAAAAAACAACGCUUGUACUUCCAUAAACCAUAUACAGUAUCUAUCCCCUUAUAUUAAGGAGGAACCCCUCUCAUGUGAUGAGGUUCUCACAGAAUCACACAGUUAUAGACCCUCAGAUCAUACACAACAUCAGAAUACUUGUAUCCAGGAGGAACCAGUCCUAUAUGAUGGAGGAAACCUCAAAGACUCCUGUGUAUAUACACCCACAGAUCAUACCCAGAAUAUACGUCUUCCUAGUAACAAAGAACCAGGAAAUGGUGGAGUCCUCAUAGACCUUAACGACUAUACUCAACAUCCAACUACUCCUAUUAAGGAGAAAAUGGUCUCUUGUCACAGAGAAAACCCAAUAGACCAUGACAGUCAUACACCCUCAGAUCACAGACAACCACAUCCAACUACUCAUAUUAAGGAGAAAUAUGGCAACGACAUUACAGACACCAACAGUGACCAUUACAUAGAUCUGACCCAGAAUCUGGUUCCUCAUGUUGAGAAGGAGUCGGCUUCUAGUAACAGAGAAAGUCUUGUGGAAAUGGACAUUCAGGCAACUGUAGAUGGAUCUACUUACUUACUCAACAAACCUAUCCCAAUAGACCAUAUACAUCAUUCAUCUACGGAGGAACCAGUGUUGGGCAAAGAGCCAUCAUUACAAAAACAUAAAUGUUCUUCACCCGAGGAACCAGAAGCCAAAGACGGUAAGAAAAGGAAGAAAGAAGUAGAACAGAACUACAUGGAUUUAACACUAAGGAGCGAAAAAUUUAACUGCACCGUUAAGCAGGCAACAAAUUAUUUUCAGAUUCUCUAUAACUGUCCCGAAUGCCCGGCGUGUUUCCCCAGCAAUGUGGAACUGGCCAAGCACCAGCUCAACCACACAAGGAGAUUGCCUUUCAUAUGUUCCUUAUGUGGCAGAUGUUUUGGGAGAAAAUCUGAACUUGUUGUACACCAGGUAUUUCAUGGAAGUGACACGAACGCAUCCACGCAUGGUACCCAGAUGGACGCUCAUGGGAACGUAGAUGGGACAGAACAACCUCGACCUCCCCAGGUAAACCAUAACCUGGACUCCUAUGAUGGAGAACGCUUCACAACCCCUGACUAUGCUAUACCCUCAGAUCACACACAACCCUAUCCAUCAUCAACGGAACCGGCCUUGGAAGAAAGGUCAUCGUUACAGAAACCAGAAUCUUCUUCACUAGAGAACAAAGAUGUUGGCAAUAAAAGUAAGAAACAACCAGAAAAGAACAAUAGCAAAAUAAGAGUAAGUAGCCAAAAAUAUUUCUGCACCAUUCACCACACAACCGAUUCAAUCGAGAUUCUCUAUAACUGCCCCGAAUGUCCGGAAAUCUUCACUAGCAACCUCGACCUUGCCAAGCACCAGAUCAUCCACGCCGGGGGACUGUCUAUUAUAUGUGCCGUAUGCGGUGUGAGUUUUGGGAGAAAAUCGGAUCUUCUCAUACACCAGAUAACACAUGGGGGCAGUAAUAAUCUGCCUCGAAAAAACUCAAAAUCCUCGAAAACCACUGCCCUGUUGGAAUGUGGUAAAACAUUUCUGAAUCAACAAACAAAAGCUUGUCUGGGUCAUGGAAAAACCACGACGUUGAAAGAUCAUUCAAGUGUCCAGAACGUGGUGGUACAAUCGAGAGGAAAACCUGUCGAGCAAUUCAUGAGAACGCAAGACCACUGCUGACUGUGACCUUUCCAGAAGUGAAGAUAAAUUAAAGGGGUACUCUGCCCCUAGACAUCUUAUUCCCUAUCCAAAGGCUGGGAACCCCUGCGAUCUCUCCUGCAGCCCCCCCCCCCCCCCCAGUCAUCUGCUGCACGGAGUGAAGUUUGCUCCGUGGCUGAUGACUUUCGCCCCCUCAAUGCAAGUCUAUGCCUGCCACGCCCCCUCCCAUAGACUUGCAUUUAGGGGGCAGGGCGUGACAUUACGAGUGGGCGCACCGUGCAGCAGAUAACAGAGAUCGCGCGGGGGGUCCUACCAGCGGGACCCCUGCUAUCAUGCAUCUUAUCCUCUAUCCUUUGGAUAGGGGAUAAGAUGUCUAGGGGCGGAGUACUCCUUUAAGUGAAUUGAAGAAGGUCAAGGAGCUUUCAUAUGUUUUUGUGGGGGAGAUACCUGACUAAGACCCCAUAACCGGUUCAAAUGUUCUCGUGGUGGAGAUACCUGGCGAAGACCCCGUAACCGGUUUCAAUGUUGUAUGUAUUCUUAUUUUUGUGAGGAAUAAAGGAUUUUCUAUUUUUUUAUUUUUUAUGUUGAAGCCCAGAUGACUGUGGUUUCUUACAUAUAUUAGACAUCUGUUGGUAGAGCGUCUGCCCGGCAGAGUGGAGCCCCCUAAGCUUUAGGUGAAACAAUUGAUAUUUGAAAACCUAUUUUUGUUUCUUCUGCUCUAAUAUUGACGAUGUUCAGAGUGUGGUCACCAGUCUAUGGAUAGAAAGUGUGGGGAACACUUCUCUUGUUCUAAACAGACAUUACAGAACCCACACCCACAGGGAGCCUUUCAGGCAGAUUGCUCGAAUAUCCUUGGACCAUAAUAUUUUUCAAAAAGUGGAAGAAUACGAUUAAUCCUGUUGUAAGGGUCACGGCAGGUGGUGGAUCCUUUGGGCCUGUGUGGAUGAGGAAGUGAGCUGUGCCAGGGAGCGGAGUCUAAGGUGCCGCUGGUUUUCACCAGAGACCGCCGCAAAGCGGGAUGGUCUUGCUGCGACAGGCGGCACCCAGGUCGCUACCCCUGGCACGACUUGUCCACACAGGUAGCUGGGAUGAAGCGUGGUAAAGAUGGAUAAGGACAAAACUGAGUCAGGAUAGCUGAAGGUCAGGGCAGGCGGCACAGUAGCAGGGUCUGGUCACGGAACAAGGAUCAGGUACAUGGAUAACCAGGAACACAGGAGACACAGUAGCUUUCUCUCAGGCACAAAGGCAACAAAGAUCCUACACAGGGCAGGGGGAGGUGCACACACUUAUAGGGAAGAAACAGGUGAAGACACUAAGGUGUACUGGCCCUUUAAAUCACAGAGCUCCGGCGCAUGCGCCCUAGGAGGCGGGGGGACUUGCGCUGGGACUGAGAACAAAGGAAGACCAGGGAGGUGAGUGAUGGGCUGGAAUUCGCAUGUGGGUGCAUCCCGGUGAUGCAAAUCCCAGCCCCGCCAGCAGCGUUUCUGGCCGGACCGCUGAAGUUACACCUGUUCUUGUUACAAAUGAUGGCCUAUCCAGGUAUGCGGAGGUCUGGAUCUUGACUGCCCUAUCAAUCAGCUGUUUAAAAGGGCCAUGACAUGGGUGGGGAUUGGGUGAAUUGGACACAGCUGUAGGGCCUAGCCAUUAAAGUACAGUAGAGCUGCCCAGUACAAACAGAUGUAGUCUAUUCAACAACUCUUCAUCUGGAAGAUGCCAAGAGUCCGAACCAAAAUGAUCCAGCACCAAUGGCCUUUACUGAGCAUCGGACAUUAAUUUUAAAAUCUUGGAAAACCCCUUCAGGUUUUAAUGUUCCAUUUGUGUGACCUUUAAAGAAAGUCUCCUUUUUAUUAUCCACAAUGUCAGAUCUUACCACUCCCCACCAGCCGGGCCUGGAAUCUAGGCUUUAGGUGCAGUUCCUUUCCUUAAGAUAUGACAUUCCAGGAGAGAUCAGGGCACCAGUCCCAUCAUGUGUCCCACUGGGUACAUUGGACCUAAGCGGCUAUUUUACCAGGGUGGCAACAUGAUGCCACAGAGCUUUUUAUUUUCUUAUAUAUUAUUAUUAUUAUUUUAACUCUUUUCUAAUCAGCUUGCACUAUAGGUGGCUUUUGCCCAACACAACCACCCAUAGUACAACAAUGUUAUGAGGAGGCGGAGCAUCACCUCCUUGGAGUGUUAAAGGGGUAGUCCAGUGGUGAAGGAUAGGGGAUA
This is a messenger RNA of Hyla sarda, 4834 nucleotides long. Its product is annotated as oocyte zinc finger protein XlCOF7.1-like. NCBI's taxonomy places the organism in Eukaryota, Metazoa, Chordata, Amphibia, Anura, Hylidae. The transcript has 5 exons. Gene Ontology annotation, biological process: regulation of DNA-templated transcription. The coding region runs from base 92 to 2647 and encodes 851 amino acids. The record is from RefSeq and is a predicted model, not a curated record.